AACUUUGUUUAAUUGGUUUAAUUGUAUUUUGUCAUCUUGCAAUAAUUGAUUGACUAAACCAGACUAAACCUUUUUUUUAUUUUUUUUAUUUAUAUACACAGUGGUUAUUAACGUAUUCGUAUUAACGUAUUAAAAACAAAAGGAAAAUAUGAAUGAAGACAUAUAUCCAAGCGAUUUUAAAAAUUCACAACAAAUUUUUCCCAAGUUCUCCAGACCUUCAGUAAUAGGUCAUUUUAGUGUUGACGCCGACAGAAAUGUCGCUCAUGACUUGUCUCAACUCAAAUUCUUGCACAUGCCUGCUUGUAUGACAAAUAUCGGAUUCAAUUUAAAUAAUGGCAUUAAUCAAACAGUUCAUAAAGAUGAGAAAGCUCACGAAGAAAAACUAGAUCAUCUAUUAAAAUUCAUUGUUUAUAAUCGAAAGCAAUUAUGUAGCCCAGCAGCAACUACGAAUUUAAUAAAUUUUGAUAUAGUCUGUUUUAGGGGUCUAUUGACCAAAUUAAUGUGUACGCCCUUUGAAAAUCGUGAAGGUUGGAAUAUAUUAGCCCAAAACUGGAAAGGAACAACAUAUCUGUGUGCUUGGGAAUCUGAAAAAAGUAAAAUGAAACGGCUUAAAGAUAUCAAGUAUCAAAGAAAGUUUAUGUCUUGGGGCUAUAAAUUUGAACAGUUUUUACUAAGUUCAAGUCCCCAAAGAAAACCUGAUAUUACAAUACCUGUAAUUGAAUCUGAAGAAUUUUGUUGUGUAUUCAAGAGUAAAUUAGAUGAUUUAAGACUUUUUUAUGGAGCUGAAAUGGAUGGUAUAAAUACAACUAAUUUGUAUUUUAAUUUCAAAGAUUUAGAUAAAGCACAAUUUGUAGAAUUGAAAACAAAUAGAAUUAUUACCACAGAAAACCAAAGUAGAAAUUUUAAAAAAAUCAAAUCAAUGAAAUGGUGGUGCCAAAGCUUUCUGGUAGGUAUAGAUGAAAUUUUAUGUGGCUGCAGAGAUGAUAAUGGAAUUUUACUCGAAAUAAAGCCUUAUAAAGUUAAAGAUAUUCCUAAAAGUAAUGACAACUUUUGGAGUGCAACAGAUUGUAUGAAUUUUUGUAAAGAAGUUCUUUAUUUUAUGCAAAAAAUAGCUCGAACUCAUCAAAAUCAAACCAUAUUAUUUAGUUGGAACCCUGGAGAUAAAAUCACAUAUGAAAUAGACAACGACAAAAACUUUUUGCCCACCUGGUAUUUAGAAACUAUGAGCAAAGAGGAUGAUAUAAUUUGACCCUAUUAUCAAAAUUUUAAUAUUGCAGUAUUAUAACAUAUGCGUAACAAGAAAUUUGGUUGUUUACGGAUUCCAAUUUAUAUGAAAUCCAAUAUCCUUUGUAAAUGCCGUCAUUAUGACCCUUCGCAGUUCUCUUCACUAUUAUUAUUUCUGAUAAUGUAAACAAACAGAGAAUAAAUGAAACCAACACUACUCUUUAUGUGUGUCAAGAUUUAAAAGAGCAAAGUCGUUUUUUAUUUCGUUCAAGAUUUAAUUGUUGUAUUUAAAGCCAUCUAGUGUCAAUGUUUUACAUUUUAUGCAUUUCGGUGAAAUUUGG
Messenger RNA from Ctenocephalides felis (cat flea), 1565 nucleotides. RefSeq names its product decapping and exoribonuclease protein-like. Gene Ontology annotation, biological process: nuclear-transcribed mRNA catabolic process; NAD-cap decapping. Lineage: Eukaryota; Metazoa; Arthropoda; Insecta; Siphonaptera; Pulicidae. The transcript is spliced from 2 exons. The record is from RefSeq and is a predicted model, not a curated record. Gene Ontology annotation, cellular component: nucleus; cytosol. Bases 149 to 1249 code for a protein of 366 amino acids. Gene Ontology annotation, molecular function: mRNA 5'-diphosphatase activity.